AUGGGGUUUGGUGAAAAAUGGAUAAAGUGGAUUUGCACGUGCUUGAAAUCAGCUUCCACUUCUGUUUUGAUUAAUGGUUCGCCUUCUAAUGAGUUCUAUAUGGAAAGGGGACUGCGUAUAAAUCUGUCCAAAUGCAAUCUUUUUGGUAUUGGUGUUCCGAAAGCGGAUGUCAAAAAUAUGGCAGACUUGUUAAAAUGUAAGGCUUCUUCUUUUCCUUUCACUUAUCUGGGACUUCCUAUUGGUGGUAACAUGAAGAAGAAAGCCUCUUGGUCGGUUGUGGAAGACAAAUUUCUUAAAAAGCUCUCAGAUUGGAAAUCUAAUUGUCUCUCCAUAGAAGGAAGGUUUACCUUGAUUCAGUCGGUAUUAUCUUCUAUCCCGCUGUUCUAUUUUUCCCUUUUUAAAGCGCCUAAUUCGGUUUUAAAAUCUUUGGAAUCAACAAGAAGAAAAUUCUUUUGGGGAUUUAAGGAAGAUGAGAAAAGGAUUCAUUUGGUUGCUUGGGAAAAAAUCUUAAACUCGAAGUCAAAAGAUGGUUUGGGUGUCAUUAGCUUAAGAGCAAAAAAUGAUGCCUUGUUAGCAAAAUGGAUCUGGCGGUUUUGUCAAGAUAUGAGCAUUGGUCAAGGCAGAAAGCUGAAAGAUCUCUAUCCUAGACUCUAUGCCAUGGAGAGGGAUAAAAAUGCUUUAUUCAAAGAAAGAUGGAAUUACAUCAAUGGAGCUUGGCGUGGAGCUUGGAAUUGGAAAUCGACAAUCAGGGGAAGAAGCUCAGAUGAUCUUAAAGCCUUAGAAAGGCAUCUUUCUCAAAUGACUUUUAAUACUUCAGGUGACGAUGUGUGGUCGUGGAAUUGGGACAAGAAUGGGUUUUUUCCGGUCAAUCUAAUGUCUAAAUUACUUCAAGGGGCAGUCGAUACAAAUGCUGAUAACAAUGAUAUCUCCUUUUGGAGUCCGUUAAUUCCAAAGAAAGUUAACAUUUUCAUUUGGCGAUUACUUAAAGAAGCCAUCCCUGCAAGAUUCAAUCUUUCAUAG
Messenger RNA from Cynara cardunculus var. scolymus (artichoke), 1020 nucleotides. RefSeq lists its product as uncharacterized. The record is from RefSeq and is a predicted model, not a curated record. The transcript has 3 exons. The coding region runs from base 1 to 1020 and encodes 339 amino acids. NCBI's taxonomy places the organism in Eukaryota, Viridiplantae, Streptophyta, Magnoliopsida, Asterales, Asteraceae.